Molecule: messenger RNA, 622 nt
Organism: Dentiscutata erythropus
Lineage: Eukaryota; Fungi; Glomeromycota; Glomeromycetes; Diversisporales; Gigasporaceae
Source: the annotation of a GenBank genome assembly
CACAGCGGACUAUACAAUUAAUUCACCAGCUGCAGCAAGUGUAUAUAACACUAGCGACAUACUUCCAGUAUCAUGGACUACCACCUCAAAUUCAGAUAAAACUGUUAAUGUAACUUUAGCACAUGGAGAAGCCCAGAAUUUACAACCAGAUGUGGUCAUGUGCAUGAAUAUUGCCCCAAAUGUCGGGCAAUGUAAUUAUACCAUCGGUAAUCUUACUUCGAGACGUGAUUAUGCUGUGAUUGUCGGAAACGUAAACAACCCAGGACAUGAAGGAAUUUCAAGUUAUUUCACCAUAAAUUCUACUGGACCCCUUCCACCACCAUCGGGAUGUCCAAAAUUUGUUAUAAUUGCACUCAAACAUUACCAUGUUGUAGCGCUAGUGGUUUCUGCGGAAGUACACCUGAUUACUGCGGAACUGGCUGCGAUCCAACACAUAGUUUCAAUAAUAAGUGCUCCAGUCAAUAACACUUGUGGUGGUGUUACAUAUACUGCCGAUUAUCCUUGUUGUAGUCCAUUUAAAUUUUGUGGAGAUUCAGAAGAUUAUUAUGGAGAAGGUUGUGAUCCAGCAAGCAGCUUCAACGAAGAAUGUGUAAAUCUAAUAAAUCCACAAAUUAGUCAAUAA